ACCAGAGAGCUCGUAGAGAUGUCGAUGGUGAUUGCGAACGCUGCCACCUUUCUCGUCUUGGUCCUCUUUUCUCUGCGAGCUCCCACAGUUCUCAGCAUCAACAUCACCCAAGUUCUCGGCCUCUUCCCGGACUACACCAACUUGAACAUGCUGCUGCUUCAAACCGGCGUUGCCAACGAGAUCAACCAGCGUUCCUCCCUCACCAUUCUCGCCGCCGAGGACUCCGUGCUUGAUCCCAUCCUGGAUCAGCUCGCGCAGUCCGUCACCGGCCAGCAGAUAGCUGACAUCCUCCGCUACCACGUCCUGCUCGAGUACGAAGGAAUCAACGACCUCCGGAGCCUCCCCAACAAGAGUAAGCUUUUCACCACCCUCUUCCAGACCACCGGAAGAGCCUCCAACAAUGCUGGCUUCGUGAACAUCACGGACGAUCCCAACGGGGGCGUCUCGGUUGGCUGGCCCAGCUCCUCCACGGUCUUCAGCUCGGAGAUCCUCGGCACUGUCAAGGAGCUCCCGUUCAAUGUUAGUGUCGUUGACGUAAGCCGGGUUCUCGUACCGUAUGGACUCCUUCCACCUUCGCUCAUGCCGCUGUUUCUCGCUCCAUCACCACCACCAGCUGAAUCGCCAUCACCGUCGGGAGGACCACCAGGACCUUCUUCUUCGCCUUCUCCAAGUUCUUGGAUAAGUCCCUCGACGUCGCAGCAAGGAGGUAGCCCAGACAAUGGCAAUCCAGCCACAAGCUCCGCAGUAGCACCAUCAGCCCUUUGGAAUGUCCUUUCAGAAGUUGCUUUUCUACUUGUUCUUCUGAUCGUUUGAUGUAGAUGACUUUCGUUCUAUCCUCAAAAAUAACAGGAACUUCGAUC
Molecule: messenger RNA, 860 nt
Organism: Selaginella moellendorffii
Lineage: Eukaryota; Viridiplantae; Streptophyta; Lycopodiopsida; Selaginellales; Selaginellaceae
Product: fasciclin-like arabinogalactan protein 14
Exons: 1
Coding region: 19-813 (264 amino acids)
Cellular component (GO): plasma membrane
Source: RefSeq, a predicted model, not a curated record